This is a messenger RNA of Amborella trichopoda, 1250 nucleotides long. Its product is annotated as bark storage protein A. Gene Ontology annotation, biological process: nucleoside metabolic process. Lineage: Eukaryota; Viridiplantae; Streptophyta; Magnoliopsida; Amborellales; Amborellaceae. The record is from RefSeq and is a predicted model, not a curated record. Gene Ontology annotation, molecular function: catalytic activity.
UGGUUGAAGCAUUUGUAUGCGGUCUUACUGCGUAAGCAUGGAAGAGACAAGGUGGGGGGCAAUUUCUACGGCGAUUAUUUUGCUUCUCCUGGCGAUUAAUUCGGUGGCUACGCCACUAGACAAGCGGUCUCUGCAAUUAAUCGGCGAGUUGAAUGGUGAGGGGCCUUACAUUGGGGUGGUAACCGUUUAUCCUCCAGAAGAGAAGGCCUUCUUUGACUCAAACGCUUUGAAGCCUCAUCCCAAAUACCCCUUCCUCGAUCUCUCAGGGCGUAGAUUUCGUGUGGGGAAGAUUCACGGUAAGAAAGUCAUCUACGUGAGAUGUGGAGUUGGAAUGGUGAAUGCAGCAGCCGCAAGUCAACAGUUGUUUGAUUUGUUUGAUGUUACUGGAAUUGUGCAUUUUGGAAUAGCAGGAAACGUUAAUAGCUCAUUCUCUAUUGGAGACGUCACCAUUCCCAAGUAUGUUGCUCACACUGGCAUUUGGGAGUGGCUGAAUAUUCAUGGAGAGAUGGAUAAGAAGGACUUUGGUAUGCUGGUAAUUGGAAGAUACAAUAAGCCGAGGGCCAAAGGAAAGAAUGCAUUGGGUCGUAUUGGUUAUCAACCUGAGGAGUUUUACUCCCAUAAUGGGAAACCUAACGUUCCUGAAGAUCUAAUAUGGGCUCAGACCACUUCACAAUGGCAAGAUCUGGCAAAGAGCUUGGAGGGCAUGAAGCUGGACAGUUGCUUGAACUCUAGUUUGUGCGUUGCUAAUGAAAGAAAGUUAGUAGUAGGACUUAGAGCAGCAACUGCCAACAUUUUUGUGGACAACGCCGCCUAUCGUCGCUUCCUCUUUCACAACUUUCAUGUCUCCUCUGUGGAUGAGGAGAGUGCCUCAAUUGUCAUGACGAGCUUGUCCAAUGGCUUCCCUGUGAUUGUUAUUAGGGGCUUGUCUGACUUAGCAGGAGGGCAAAAAGGGCAAAAUGCCAUCAGCACUUUUGGGCCCCUUGCUGCUCGCAAUGCUGUGAAAGCAACCCUAGGCUUCAUUGACAUGUUACCAUGAUCUCUAGUGCCAUGUCUCCAUCUCUAUAGUUUGUCUGAAAACGUUUAGUAUUUACAUAUUUAUUUAGUUUUAUUAGUAGUCGACUCUAAAUAAUUGGGAUAAGAUUCGGAUAAUGAGGAGUAUAAUUUAUUUUCGGUAAGUUAACAUGUCUUCAAACAUGAGCCCCACCUGUUGUAUUAAUUUUAAAGUGUGUAUACUAUGCCAAAAGUAUAAA